This is a messenger RNA of Mustela lutreola (European mink), 1616 nucleotides long. RefSeq names its product POC1 centriolar protein A (gene POC1A). Gene Ontology annotation, molecular function: protein binding. The record is from RefSeq and is a predicted model, not a curated record. Gene Ontology annotation, biological process: cilium assembly. Bases 330 to 1403 code for a protein of 357 amino acids. Gene Ontology annotation, cellular component: ciliary basal body; centriole. The transcript has 11 exons. NCBI's taxonomy places the organism in Eukaryota, Metazoa, Chordata, Mammalia, Carnivora, Mustelidae.
ACGGAGCUAGGGGUGGGCGGUGUGAACACCUCAUCCUGCGUUUUAUCAUUUCUCAGGGGAUUAGUGACAGUGGACGGAGAUCUUUGGCCGCUACGUCCGUGGGCUGCUGGCCUAGCGGAGCUGUGCGCGGAGGCCGUGGAAUCCGCCACACAGCUCUGCUUCCGGCCUGGGGUCAAAAAGCCGACGCGCAGCGUCUCCUUUAAUCGCCGUGAGCGGGGCGUGGCGACGCGACCCGCGUUGCUAUUGGCGGCGGUUGGGGGCGCGGAAACUGAACCGGCCGCAACGGCCGACGCAGCUUUCUCCAGCGCCUUGGGCGCCCCCGACCUGCCAUGGCUGCACCUUGCCCUGAGGACCCCUCGCUGGAGAGGCAUUUUAAGGGCCACCGAGAUGCAGUUACCUCCGUGGACUUCAGUCUCAAUACGAAGCAAUUGGCCAGUGGCUCCAUGGACUCAUGCCUCAUGGUCUGGCACAUGAAGCCCCAGUCACGCGCCUACCGCUUUGCGGGCCACAAGGAUGCUGUCACCUGUGUGAACUUCUCCCCUUCGGGACACCUGCUGGCCUCCGGCUCCCGAGACAAGACCGUCCGGAUCUGGAUACCCAAUGUCAAAGGCGAGUCUACCGUGUUUCGUGCCCACACGGCCACAGUGAGGAGUGUCCACUUCUGCAGCGACGGCCAGUCUUUCGUGACGGCCUCCGAUGACAAAACGGUGAAGGUGUGGUCAACUCAUCGCCAGAAAUUCCUGUUCUCCCUGAGCCAGCACAUCAACUGGGUCCGCUGUGCCAGGUUCUCCCCUGACGGGCGGCUCAUCGUGUCUGCCAGCGAUGACAAGACUGUCAAGCUGUGGGACAAGACGAGCCGGGAGUGUGUCCACUCUUACUGUGAGCAUGGCAGCUUUGUCACCUCCGUGGACUUCCACCCCAGCGGCACAUGCAUCGCCGCCGCCGGCAUGGACAACACGGUGAAGGUGUGGGACGUGCGGACACACCGGCUCUUACAGCACUAUCAGCUGCACAGUGCAGCGGUGAAUGCCCUCUCCUUCCACCCGUCUGGAAACUACCUGCUCACCGCCUCCAGCGACUCGACCCUGAAGAUUCUGGACCUCAUGGAGGGCCGGCUGCUCUACACACUCCAUGGGCAUCAGGGCCCCGCCACCACUGUUGCCUUUUCAAGAACAGGGGAGUAUUUUGCUUCUGGAGGUUCUGAUGAACAAGUGAUGGUCUGGAAGAGUAACUUUGAUGUUGUGGAUUAUGGAGAAGUCCUAAAAGUGCACAGGCCCCCAGCCCCACUGGCCACGUCCUCUGGGAGUCUGAAGUGGAUUUCCCCAUCCCUCCAGGCAGAGGCAGGAGUCAGGAGUCGGUGCAGAGCCAGCCCCAGGAGCCCACCAGCAUGCCCCAGACGCUGACCAGCACACUGGAGCACAUCGUGGGCCAGCUGGACGUCCUCACUCAGACGGUCUCCAUCCUGGAGCAGCGGCUGACGCUGACGGAAGACAGGCUGAAGCAGUGCUUGGAGAACCAGCAGCUAAUCAUGCAGAGAACACCACCGUGAUCAGGGGAGCCAGGAUCAAGAGCUCGCUCGAUUUGGGGGGGUGGGGUGGGGGAUGGCAGGCCGGGGA